Messenger RNA from Closterium sp. Naga37s-1, 735 nucleotides. Lineage: Eukaryota; Viridiplantae; Streptophyta; Zygnematophyceae; Desmidiales; Closteriaceae. The record is from the annotation of a GenBank genome assembly.
AUGAAGGGUGUGGGGUGGGGAUCGAUACUGCGGGUGAGCGGCCACAUGUGGUUCUUUGUGCUCAUCUUCUUCUCUUUCCCCAUCAUUAUUUCUCCCCAUCAUCCGCCCUACCCCGAGGAGCACCCCAUGCGUCCACCUGGUCGUGCCCUGCCCCAUACGCGUCCUCUCAACCACUCUCUCUUGCCCCAUCUGCGCCCCCCUCAAUUUGCACCGCUCCGCGCUGCCUCUGAGGGCCACCUCAUGCACCCAGCUGGUGCGGGACUCGUGGCGCUACCUCGUCUUCCCCCAGGCCAAGGUGCCUCUGAGGGCCACCCCAUGCACCCAGCUGGUGCGGGACUCGUGGCGCUAUCUCAUCUGCCCGCAGGAAAAGUACUGCUGCCGCUGCUGCUCUGCGGCCAAUGGUACUGCUGCCGCUGCUGCUCUGCGGCCAAUGGGUGUGACGUGGUGCGCCCUGAUUGGCUGGCCAAUGCCACCUAUAUGGGUCGGGACUACGUGGACGACGUGUCUUCCACCAAAUGGAAGCAGCAGGGGUUACAGAACAACUACUACUGGCAUUCAGAGGAGGAUGUUCCCAUGCGAAUUUACAUGGAGCCCGUGGAGCAAAUGACCUUCUCUCAUGCCUCGUUUGAGAAGCCACACCACUUCCCCAAUGCCACCUUCGAUCUACCUUCAGACAUGGACUGCUCACAGCUCUGCUACGGCUUCUGCGCUCUGGUCAGACAAACCACUCUCUAA